Molecule: messenger RNA, 1183 nt
Organism: Scomber scombrus (Atlantic mackerel)
Lineage: Eukaryota; Metazoa; Chordata; Actinopteri; Scombriformes; Scombridae
Product: apoptosis facilitator Bcl-2-like protein 14
Exons: 7
Coding region: 146-1072 (308 amino acids)
Biological process (GO): regulation of apoptotic process
Source: RefSeq, a predicted model, not a curated record
CUCGCAUAGGUCGGCUGUUCUAAUGAAUUAUCAGCAUUCAUACCUUAGAGUAGACUGUACCUUAAGCAGUAAGAGAAGGAGACGGUCCGGAGCGACUCUCAUCUCACGAUCGUGCCUUUCUGUUGUCAUUUGGACCUAAACUAACAUGGCAAACGGGCACAUCCACGACCCAGUCUCCAACGGCAAUGGCCUCACCAGCCAACCAGACUGUAAAUCGGACUCUGGCACAGACAGCAUGGAGGACACGGCCGAGUUCAGAGUCAUGAUGGCAUUCGCAAAGAGGCGACGGCAGGGAAAGAGCGUUGAAUCAUCCAAACUGGAAAGCCCGGACUCACUUAACGGUGUCCCAGAUUCAAACGGAGCGUCUUUGCCUCAGACUCCGGUAAAGACUGAAAAAGAAACACCAGAGGUGGAGGAGAAAGAGAAGAAGAGGAAGAAGAGGGGUGGACUAAAGAAACUCAAACACAUCACCAACAUUUUCAGAUGCAUCAAACCUCAGACAGAUGAUGAGAAACCACAGGAAACACCUGUGACAGAAAAUGAUGUAGAGGACAGAUGUUUUAGAACCAAUGUUGUUAAAGAUGAUGAAGUAGGAAAAGCAGAUAAGUUUGCUGAAGUGGCGAGCAGGCUGGCAGAGAUCGCAGAUGAAAUCCCGUUCACGCCUCCAGAACUGGAGGCAGACGGUCCAGAUGACGACGUGGAGAAGGUGAUCGGCCUGCUGCUGAGGGAGAGUGGAGACAGACUGAAUGACAGCGUGUUGGGUCGAUCCCUGUCAGACAUGGAGCUCUUCUGGAACUACAAUUUCUUUGAGACGUUAAUAAAGACGCUUCUCAGAAGGAUGGGCCUGAUCUCUGACCCCAACUCUCCGGGACCACAAACGUCACCAAAGACCCAGAUCGCCAUUACCUGUGAGGUCGCCAGUCGUCUGUCUGCCACGGACACUGUGCCAAUGAGCCGAAUGCUGGGUUUCGGAGCCACGUACCUGCAGAACCACUUUUCAUCCUGGACAGAGCAGCAGGGGGGAUUGGAGGCAGCCUUCGACAGUGAAGAUGAAGACGAGGACGUUCAGUGAACAGACAGUGUAUUUCCAGCUCCACAGCGCUUUCUGCUGUCCCCUCCGCCACACUGCACUUUCAAGAUCUGCUGACUUUCAUGAGCCAGUUCAAACACGACUCUCAGGGAC